Messenger RNA from Brassica napus (rape), 1775 nucleotides. Its product is annotated as stem-specific protein TSJT1-like. The transcript is spliced from 5 exons. The record is from RefSeq and is a predicted model, not a curated record. Lineage: Eukaryota; Viridiplantae; Streptophyta; Magnoliopsida; Brassicales; Brassicaceae. The coding region runs from base 1333 to 1764 and encodes 143 amino acids.
GUUAAGAAUGGCAGUUUCACAUUGAUAGUCGGUAAGCAAUUGAGGUGAGACAGUCCAGAUGCGCUUACUUUACGGCACAGUAAAGUCUCCUCUGUAUCUCCGAGACCGUCUCCACUGUCUUUGUCACCUAGAUGUUCCUCGUUGUCUCCCAUGUCAUCAUCAUCUUGAUGUUGGGUAGCCUGAAGAUCCUGAGUGAAGCCAAGUGAGAAUGACGGAAUCUGAAUGGAAAAAAAUUAACAGAAGAGGAGUGUCAUGGUUACGAGAAAAACAUGGUAACAUGUAAGUACAUUAAAAACAUAUGUAAUAUAUAUGGAGUGUGAUCAUACGAUUGGAUCAUGAUGUUCAUGCGUAUGGCUAUGAGCAGACCUAGAUGGGUGAUUUUGGUAAGAUUCUUCUACGUUUCCAUCAAAACGCAGGUUACUCAGCUGCAGAUGUGUAGGUGCAGCGUUAACCUGCAUAACCCAAUACGGAGGUUGAUAUCACAUUAAGUUAUAACCGGUUAUUAAAAUAAAAUAUAGGUUUUUUUGAUAUAAAAAACUAUACAGAUACUCAAUUUAUAAUCAGCUAUGUAGAAAAUAUGUGGAUAAUUUUGAAAAAGUAAAUACACUGUAUCUGGUAGGGGUAGGCUUAACACGAAGAAAAGGUACACAAAGUGUGGAGGACCGGUUAAAUAACCAGUCGAGUGAGGUUUUAAAUUUCGCAGAAGCAUAAUGCGACACUUGCGGGAGUAGGGUCCACUGUUUUUGAGUUAGGUAAGCACUGAGGAUUUCAUUCCCAUUGUUGUUGUCUUCUGAGUACUAUCCAAAGGGUUGACUGAUUGCUGGGGACGAGAUUUGGCAUCAGAACCCUGAAAUGAGAACAUUAGAGCAUCAUUAUCCCUGUCUCUUAGACAGGUUUCUUAGUGUAUUUGGGAUUUAAAAAAAAAGAAAAAUUGUAAUAACUAUAGAAGACGUCUCUUAAUUAAGCAAUGGAAGAGACGUCUCUUCUCUUCUUCUCUUCCUCUCUUUGCCUUCCUCUCUGUCUAUCUUUGGUCUUUAUAAACAACGGUAAACCGGUUUGCGAAUCAGCCAUCCAGGUUCAGUACAUCGACGAGGUCUGGUCUGACAAGAACCCUAUCCUCCCUUCUGAUCCUUACCGGAGGGCUUUGACGGGGUUUGAGCAUAAACUAUAGAACGUGUUUUGUUCCUUUGACGGUGGCAGUGGGAUAGAGAAAGUUCCAUCACCAGAGCCAUCAACGGUAUCAGUGGGAUAGAGAAAGUUCCUUUGACGGUGGCUCUAGUUUCUUCCUUUUUAAUCGGGAAGUUUGGUGGUGGUGGUGAUACUCUAGUUGCAAUGACAAAGAAGAAAACACCACAGAUUCUCAAGACAGAUACGACACUAAAACUUGCUGAGAAGUGGGUUGCCAACAUGUCGAUGCCUGCAGAGGAUGAUCCUAUUGAGGCUCAACAAGAAGCUCGACCACCCAGCUUGAAGCAGCAAUAUGAGCUUACAGAGGCUACAAACAGAGUGUCAUUUGGGGCCAAGGAUGAGAUAUUCUGCUUGUUUCAAGGCUCACUUGACAACCUAGGAAGCUUGAAGCAGCAAUAUGGGCUUGCCAAGAAUGCAAACGAGGUUCUCUUGGUCAUCGAGGCUUACAAGACUCUCCGUGACAGAGCUCCUUACCCGGCUAACCACGUUGUGUCAUACCUAAGUGGCGAUUUCGCUUUUGUGGUGUUUGAUAAAUCCACCUCCACUCUGUUUGUAGCCUCUGUAAGUUCUUUUUAACCCUUUUUUUU